AAAGUUGAUAAAAUGGAUUCAGAAAUAGAACAAUUGAAUUCCCCUUAUAAAAAGGAGUUGAUUGAUACUAAUAAUGAUACUAAGGUUGCAUUAGAUAAGGAAACAGGAUCUAAAAGAUUAUAUAGUGAAAUUGAAGAUAAAGAUAACUUGGAUGAUAAGAAAAGUCCAGUCUUAUCAAAAAAAGCAUGCUUUUCUAUGAAAAAAUUGAAACAGCCAUUUCGAUCACCUUUAAAAGUUAACAGUAGUGUUGCUACUAAGUCAUUAGAAGUAAAAAAGAAUUAUGAUGUUCCUAAAACUAUUGAAAAUUCUUUUAUUGUUGAAGGAAAUGAAAACGUUGAACCUAUCAGUACAUCACAUGGCAGCGAAAGCGCUACAUUAAUAUCAAAAGCAUCAGUUAAAAAAACAGCCUUUAGAUCGCCUUUAGUCUCUAGUAAGAAUAUAACGGAUCCGAAUAUAAGUGCUUUAUAUAAAAGGAAAUUGGAACUUGAACGAAAAAUAUGGGAAGUUGAUGAACAUAUUAAGACGAUAGAAACAGCUAAAAUGUAUGAGAAUAAGGAUGAUUCUAAGCUGGAACGAUUGGUUGAUAAAUGGCGUUUAGCAGCGCAACAAGCAGCUACACAGCUUUUUGCUAUCGUUUCAGAAAAAAUUGAAUCAGUAGGAGGUAUAAGUGCAUGGUAUAGACAAUUCGAAGAAUCGAAAAGUAUACUAUCUGAGUGGGAUCCACCUCCAAAACCUGAAAUAGAAGAUACAGAUUAUGAUAGAGAAGAUUCACGGAAUAUUGAAGAAGCACCACAACCUGAAGUAUUUACGAUGGCAAUCAUGCUUCAAAAGCUAAACAUACCUCCUGAACUAAUUGGAUGGGAUGCUGAGUCUGAAACUUGGGUAUAAUGCUAAAUAAAAAUUAUAUUUUUGAAAAGCGA
Molecule: messenger RNA, 920 nt
Organism: Pneumocystis murina B123
Lineage: Eukaryota; Fungi; Ascomycota; Pneumocystomycetes; Pneumocystales; Pneumocystaceae
Exons: 3
Coding region: 13-888 (291 amino acids)
Biological process (GO): DNA recombination
Source: RefSeq, a predicted model, not a curated record